GAAGAACAUGGAGAAGCUGCAGGUUUGGCUCCUUGUCAUCGCUGGCUUCUCAGGAGCCGUCGCUCAGACAGAUCUACACGGCAAAGUGUUUGUGUUCCCUAAGGUGACUGCAACUGCCCACGUCAUCCUGAAACCGAGGCUGGCCAAGCCGCUGUGGAACGUCAGUGUGUGUCUGAGAUUCGGGUGUGACCUGACCCGGGCCUACAGCCUCUUCUCCUACGCCACCAAGGCCAAGGACAAUGACUUCCUCCUCUUCAAACCCAAGCCCGGGUCGCUCAGUCUGUACGUCGGAGGCGAACAGGUCACCUUCAAAGUCCCAGAAGGAACAGGUACAAACACUGGGUGGAUGCAUGUCUGUGCCAGCUGGGAGUCUGCCACCGGCAUAGCCGAGCUCUGGGUGAACGGGAGCCCCUUACCCAGGAAGGGGCUGAAGAAAGGCUACUCUGUCAGCAACCAGGGUGUGCUUGUCCUGGGGCAGGAGCAGGACACCCCGGGGGGUAAAUUCGACAUAAAUCAGUCGUUUGUCGGGGAAAUCACAGAUGUGUACAUGUGGGACACUCUGCUCUCCCCGGAUGAAGUUAGCCUUGCCAUGAACAAUGGGGUCCUGCCUCACGUCAUCCUUGACUGGAGAGCCCUGAGCUACGAGACCAAAGAUUAUGUUGUCAUCAAACCCAGCCUGCUCCCGGUGUACUGA
Molecule: messenger RNA, 694 nt
Organism: Gopherus flavomarginatus (Mexican gopher tortoise)
Lineage: Eukaryota; Metazoa; Chordata; Testudines; Testudinidae
Gene: APCS
Product: amyloid P component, serum
Exons: 2
Coding region: 8-694 (228 amino acids)
Biological process (GO): innate immune response
Molecular function (GO): complement component C1q complex binding
Source: RefSeq, a predicted model, not a curated record